This is a messenger RNA of Hyla sarda, 4361 nucleotides long. It is a transcript of the gene ADPGK, whose product is annotated as ADP dependent glucokinase. The record is from RefSeq and is a predicted model, not a curated record. The transcript is spliced from 7 exons. Gene Ontology annotation, biological process: glucose metabolic process. Lineage: Eukaryota; Metazoa; Chordata; Amphibia; Anura; Hylidae. The coding region runs from base 427 to 1905 and encodes 492 amino acids. Gene Ontology annotation, molecular function: ADP-specific glucokinase activity. Gene Ontology annotation, cellular component: endoplasmic reticulum.
GGGAAAUGGCGGCUCGGAGACUACAACGAGCUCAGUGAGUCGUGUACAGCUGGUGACGUGGACGUUCCUGCUGAGGGCGGCGCGCGUCAAGCCUCGUUUCCGUUUGACUCCUCAGGUGACCUUAUCCAGUCACUGAUUGGAAGAUGAGAGCGACCUCUUCCUUCCCGUCAAGCUUACGCUCUUCUCUAUUCACAGAGACAAGUUACGCUGCAGGCGCUGUCAGGAAGCCUCCUGGGCAGAAGUAGAACUCUCCCGGCCGGUCGUUCAUCUCUCCAGUCAUUCAUUACCGAGGCUCCGGCUCUGUUUAUGGCUCAGGCUGUACGAAUUGCUAAGACUUGAUGGACACAGAGUUAUCUGUCAGUCCUUAGCGUGGGUGCUACUCUAUGGUAACAGCUCACCCUCCAUUCAUUACAAACAUCACUUAUUAUGUGGGCCAGAACCCUGUGUGUGGGCCUGCUGGCCUUUACUGUGGGGCUGAUCCAUCAUCUCCAGCCUGGAAUCCCUGAGGCUGCCCUGGAAUACCUGUCCUCCUCCCUGCACAGUCUCUCCUCCUCCAGGGACACCACUCCAAGCCCAUCACUGGAAGAAGCCCUGUCUACUGCAUGGAACCAGCUCAUCACCGCCCCUACCAGGCACUGGGGGAAGGUGGCAGUGGGAGUGAAUGCGUGUGUUGAUGUAGUAGUCUCUGGGGUAAGCCUGCUGCAAGCUUUAGGACUAAACCCCCAAAAUGGAGGAGAUCACUUGGUGCUCGCUUCACAAGAAGAGCUAGCUGCUACAUUUCUGCACUACAUGCAGCGAGGAGCUGCAGCUGAACGUUUCUAUAGUGAUGCAGACAGCUUUGAGCACAUCUCACACGCUGCCACACAGAACCCAGAGGCCAAGCACUUUCUUGGUGGCAAUGCAGCUCUCAUCGCUCAGAGAUUGGCCAGUCACCCAGAUAUGGAGGUUCUUCUUUGUGGCCCAAUAGGCCCUAAACUUCAUGAACUGCUAGAUGACCGAAUCUUGGUGCCUCCAGCCUCAUUACAGGAGCAGGAUGAAUAUCAUCUUAUCUUGGAAUACAAAGCUGGAGAACAGUGGGGUUCAGGUCGUGCCCCAUCUGCCAGCCGAUUUAUUUUUUCCCAUGACUUGUCAAAUGGUGCCAUGACAUCAUUGGAGGUUUUACUUUCAAGUCUAGAGGAGUUUCAGCCCAAAUUAUUGGUUCUUUCUGGAUUGCACAUGAUGGAGGGAUUGAGUAAGGAAAAAAGAGCCAGUCGUCUACGUGAGGCUGCCAAUGGUUUGUCAGAUGUUCCUUCAGAUAUCCUUAUUCAUUUGGAGCUGGCAAGUAUGACAGAUGGAGACUUGAUGAGAGGAAUAAUCUACCAGCAGGUCUUCCCAGUGAUUAGUUCUCUUGGACUCAAUGAACAAGAACUACUGUUUCUGGCCCAGUCAGCAAAUGGUCCUCAUUCCACCUUCGCCGCCUGGUCUGGAGUCCCAGAUGUUGGAAUAGUGAGUGACAUCUUGUUUUGGAUCCUUCAUGAUUCUGGUACUGAAGGCUCUGGUCUUACCAGAGUGCACUUUCACACACUAGCCUAUCAUAUCAUCGCUACCAUUGAUGGGUUUUGGGGAAACCAGGUUGCUGCAGUAGCUGCAGGUGCUCGGGUUGCUGGCGCUCAGGCAUGUGCCAGUCAAACCAUUGAUCCUUCAAGAGUAAUUCUUAAAAGUCCAUUGGAAUUUGUUACAUCACGAACUGAAACAGGUUCUACAGCUAGGAUCACGGCUAAGGAACCAGUAGCCGUGUGGAGAAAAGGAGGAGUGACCUUCCAUUUUACACCUGUCCUGAUCUGUAAGGAUCCAACUAGAACAGUGGGGUUGGGAGAUGCUAUAUCAGCUGAAGGAUUGUUGUUUUCUGAGUCCCAAACCCAGUAAAGGAAACUCUGCACCACAGGGAACAGGUGACAUCUGCUACUAUUACAGUCAAGACAACUGAACAUACUGACUAAGUACAGAUAUAUUCAUUCCCCAUCCAUAGGGGUCAGAAAAUACAAUUCCUUUCUAUGCUAGCAAAUGUUACAAAUGUAAAAAUAUGUAACUUAUUUUGCAUUCCAAACCUUAAAGAGAAAAUCUAUCCAAAAUUGAAAUUGGAUGUAUAUUAGAGGUUAUAAUAGAUGCCAUAGUCUAGUAGUUAUGUUUUGUAGACUUUGAGGCAUUCUUCUGUUUUUAUUGCAGGAUCUGAUCCUGUCAUGUGGAAUCAGGAAAGUCUAUCCCAAGAGGAAAAACCUUUCUUUAUUUCACAUGAAAAGAUCAUACUACAGCUGUGAAAGAAACAUCAUGCUAGGUUCACAGGCCACAAUAUGGUUUCUGUAUUUAUUCAAGUUGAGUUUAUUGGAACCACAAGCGGGGGAGGGGGGGGGGGGUUGCAGUAAUGUGGACAUUGAGUAUUGAGUUAUGGCCUACCAGUGUAUUUUUAAAUGAGUAGUAUAAGGAAAAUUUUCCUCAUCCUAUUGUGCCCAGGCUUACAGAAAAAAAAAAAAACAAGCAUUCACUCACGUCCCCCCCAUUGCGCUGCUAUAGCUCUUUGGUCCGGUCUUCUUUUGUCUGGUCCGGUCUUCAGUGCAUCGCUGGCUGCAUUGAUGUUCCGCCUCGGCUGGUGAUAGGCUGAGUGCAGUGUCAUGUAAGGAGCCCGGGUAGCAGGGAGAAGGCGGGGCCCAGGCUACGUGCGCUCGGCCUAUCACCAGCCGAGGCGGGACAUCAAUGCGGCCGGCGAUAAGCUGAUUGCAGUGUGACGAUCCGUGCACAGGGAAGAAGACUGGACCGAAGAGCUAUAGCGGGGGAGUUAUAUAGGUGAGUUAAUAUUUGUUUGGUUUUUAGGUUUUCUGUUCAUGCAUACCUAAACAUAGGUAUAUAAAUUCCUCCAUAAACGUUAACAUUUAUUGAUUGGGGUAUAGAUGGAAACGCAAUUUAGUGGACACAAACCAGCCCCGAAUUUGCAGAUAUGUGGGCACACCUGCACAUUGGAGGAAAAUUUUUUUAUUUAUUUUUCAGAUGCAAAAGCAUGAUGUGAAAUGUAGUCAUUCUUUUGGCGUACUGUAUAUUUGAUCCAUAGUUACAGUAUACUCCUGAUACCUCACUUGCAUAGCCCAAAAGUUAUGUGAUAUGAGACUUGUGUUAACUAAUGUAGUAUAAUCCAAAUACCUUACCUGGUAUUUAAUAUUUUUGCAGUAAACAUUGGAUUAUCUUAAUUUUUCAUUAAAACGUGUUACUGGUAACAACCAAUAACCAUAUCCAGAUCACUAGCCUUAGCACAUGGUAUUCAGAACAUAGCGGAUCAGCUUAAUUUAUAGUUCUCUAUCUCUGGGAUGUUGUAAAACAUACUUUACUUGUGAUAGUGAAAUGUUGUUUUAAACUGUGCUGGGUAUCGUACACUCAAUCUUACCUCCUGGUUUGAAAUGCAUCUCUCUCUAAAGCUCUGUCGAAUUUUUUUGGGACCAAAAAAAUCUAUUUAUGCCAUGUUAAUAUUUUAUUUUUUUUAACAAAAAAAAAAACAAACGUGCCCAUUUCCCAGCCCUACCUAACCGACCUAAAUGUUAUUCUUUUGUACUGCCUUGCUCUUAAUUUGUAUUUUUGCAGGGAUGAUUUCUAUUUAAUGGAUACAGUUCUAUACCAAAACCAUUUGAGAAAUUAUUUAUUUUAAUAGCAGGUCAUAAAUAACCAACUAGAACAUAAUUUAAUCUGUGCACACUUGAGGAAACAUUGUCAGUAAUAUCAGGAAAUAGGACCAUUACUGCAAUGUACGUGCAUUGAGGGAUAACUUAAAGGAGUAAUCCGCUGCUCAGCAUUUGGAACAAACUGUUCUGAACGCUGGAGCCGCCGCUGGGAGCUCGUAUCGUCAUAGCCUCGCCCCCUCAUCACGUCACGCCCUGCCCCCUAAAUGCAAGUCUAUGCAGUCACGCCCCCUCGCACAGACUUGCAUUCAGGGGGCAGGGCAUGACGCCACGAGGGGGUGGGGCUAUGACAUCACGAGCUCCCAGCUUCAGCGUUUGGAACAGCUUGUUCCAAACGCAGAGCAGCGGAGUACCCCUUUUAAGCUGUAACCCAGUGUAACAGAGCAGCUUGCUAUUGAGAAUAGUUGUCAUAGAGGGAGGGGGUGGCAUCGUUUGGAGGGUAUGUGCGCCACGGCCCUGCCCUGAAAAUGAGUCACAUCCAAAUGCAAGCACUGAUAACUUUUGUUACAUACAACAUACUGUCAAUAUGCCUCAGUUGCUCAUUUUCUUUAUGUCGCGGAGGACACCCUAUUUUGUAAGAUAUUUGUCAUAGUACUUUGUAACUUUUUCCUUUUUUUUUUAUUAAGAAAAAAAAAUAAUGUAAUAAAAAUGUGUUUUCUU